AAAAUUAAACGCUGCGUUUUGGUGCUAAGAUAAUGUAUGCAAAAGCCGAGGAAAAAUUAGGGAAGCGGAGCGGGGUUUUAGUUUCAGAGCUAGCAGAUCAACAAUAUCGGCGAGGCGACCUCUGAUUUGUGACACAAGUUUAUGGCCCUUCCAGAAAUUCUAGCUUAAAGCAAUUUUAUUACCUUGAUCAGCCUUUCUCUGCUUCUCUUUUGCCCUCCAUGGCUACCAUACCAGUUAAUCCUAAGCCUUUCUUGAACAACUUGACUGGGAAGACUGUUAUCGUAAAACUCAAGUGGGGAAUGGAAUACAAAGGUUUUCUUGCUUCAGUGGAUUCAUACAUGAAUCUACAGCUGGGUAACACUGAAGAAUAUAUUGACGGUCAAUUCACUGGAAAUCUUGGAGAGAUUCUGAUCAGGUGCAACAAUGUUCUCUAUCUUCGAGGUGUCCCGGAGGAUGAAGACAUAGAAGAUGCAGACCACGACUGAGAAGUGGAUUUCAGUUAUUGAAUUGGUAGGCCUCUUGUAGUUCCUGUUCAAGCCAAUGAUGGUAGGCAUUUGUUGUUUAAAUCUGAUGUUGUCCAUGACAUGUACCUUGUCUAGUUAACAAACUGAUAUAACUUUAUUAUGGAUUUGAUGCAUUCGAAAUCUUGACCUGGAUCAAUAUUACAUGUUGCAUCUCUAGUAGAA
Messenger RNA from Hevea brasiliensis (rubber tree), 686 nucleotides. RefSeq names its product probable small nuclear ribonucleoprotein F. The coding region runs from base 219 to 485 and encodes 88 amino acids. Gene Ontology annotation, biological process: spliceosomal snRNP assembly; mRNA splicing, via spliceosome. Gene Ontology annotation, cellular component: catalytic step 2 spliceosome; U1 snRNP. The record is from RefSeq and is a predicted model, not a curated record. The transcript has 6 exons. Lineage: Eukaryota; Viridiplantae; Streptophyta; Magnoliopsida; Malpighiales; Euphorbiaceae. Gene Ontology annotation, molecular function: RNA binding.